Fusarium keratoplasticum is the source of this 2868-nucleotide messenger RNA. Its product is annotated as Zn(2)-C6 fungal-type domain-containing protein. Lineage: Eukaryota; Fungi; Ascomycota; Sordariomycetes; Hypocreales; Nectriaceae. Gene Ontology annotation, cellular component: nucleus. Gene Ontology annotation, biological process: positive regulation of transcription by RNA polymerase II; DNA-templated transcription. The record is from RefSeq and is a predicted model, not a curated record. The transcript has 4 exons. Gene Ontology annotation, molecular function: DNA-binding transcription factor activity, RNA polymerase II-specific; sequence-specific DNA binding; zinc ion binding. The coding region runs from base 1 to 2868 and encodes 955 amino acids.
AUGUCACCAGACGUCGCCGAUGACGAUGCCGGCCAGUCUUCGACCCAAGACUGGCAGGAUAACGAUGCCCCAUCGCCAUCAGCCAGCAUCAAGUCCGAUAACGAGGGUGAUGAGGAUGCACCCAACGCGCCAUCCCAGCCCAUCCAAAAGCGACGACGAGUAACGCGCGCUUGCGACGAAUGCCGCCGAAAAAAGAUCAAGUGCGAUGGCAAACAACCUUGCACACACUGCUCCGUCUAUAGUUAUGAAUGUACAUACGACAAACCCUCGAACAGAAGAAGGAAUCCGGCACCACAGUAUAUCGAGGCUCUGGAAAGCCGUCUGCAACGCGCAGAGUCACUAUUACACAAAUUCAUGCCAGAUGUCGACCUGGCCGAUCCCAAUCUUGACCCAGCCAUUCAACAAGAAUUCCGCAAUCGAGAAAAUGCACGCGCCCAAGCCGCCAAGGCUCGACAGACCCAGCCGCCCCAGCCCGACCCGAAUGACGCUCACCUCACUUCCAUGAUCGACUCGGUUGGCCAGCUUGAUCUUGACGAAAAGGGCAGCUGGGAUUUCCACGGUAUCUCUUCCGGCGCCGUCUUCUUGAAACGCAUGAAGGAGCAUUUUAGGGGAAUGCUUGGUCCUACAGGAAAACAACCCUUCUUACCACGCGCCGAACGACCUCCAGGCCUCGAGUCACCAUCUCUCUCCUCUGUCGGAACGCCUUUUUCUGCCGUACCAAGUUAUCCCGAGCUACCACCUAAAGAUGUUGCCAGGAAAUUGUGUUACUAUUCCCUCAGCUGCGCGACCUGUCUCGUUCGAAUUGUUCACGUUCCCACUUUCUACGAUAAUAUGGAAAAGAUUUAUGACCGGCCGCUCGACAAUCUGACGAAAGAGGAAACGCAAUAUCUUGGACUGCUCUUUUCUGUCAUGGCCCUCGGCUGCAUGUACAACAAUCUUGACGACAACGACCCCGGAAGCAUGGCUUAUCGAGAAGCGACGGAAGAAGGUCUCAAAUACUACAAUGCGGCACGAUCCGUACUACAGGACCUCACGGAUUGCCGCGAUCUCAUCUCAUUACAAGCUCUCUUGUUCAUCAUUCUCUUUCUUCAAGCAACAUCAAACCUCAGCAGCUGCUACUCUUUCGUCGGUAUCGCACUCCGUUCAUCGCUGCGAAUUGGUCUGCAUCGACACUUGCAGCACGAAAAAAUCGACACCAUCGAGCAGGAAGUCCGCAAGCGCGUUUUCUACGUGAUUCGACAGAUGGACAUUUAUGUUUCAACACUACUUGGCUUUCCUCUCCUCCUCAAUGUCGACGAUAUCGACCAACCUUUCCCUACAGAGGUCGACGAUGAGUACAUUACAUCGACUGGAAUCCUGCAACCACCUCCUGGAUCCUCCUCUUUCUUCCAGGCUUUCAACGCUCAUUCAGAACUGAUGGAAAUUCUGUCCAAGGUCACAAAAUAUGUGUAUCCAACCAAAGGACUGGGUCAAAGUCUCUCCAAGGAUAACAAACCCGCUUCAACCUAUCUGAUCAGCUAUGGCCGGAUCAAGGAAAUCGAGGCCGACCUUCACUCAUGGUUCGAGAGGCUGCCUCAGCAUUGGCGACCAAGCGGUGAGGGUCCGAUAGAAACGGUCCGCAUCCGGCAUCUGCUCAGAUUUGCUUAUGCGCAUGUACAACUUGUGCUAUACCGACCAUUUCUACACUACGUGUCUCCUCGCCUGAGCCAAGGGAACAAGGUCGACGAACUGUCUUACGCUUGUGCAGCGGCCGCUAUCAGCGUGUCUCGGAAUAUCGUGCACAUUGGCCUGGAGAUUCGGAAACAGCGUGUGCUCAGCGGACCUUAUUGGUUCAUGCUGUACACCGAGUUCUUUGCCGUCCUCUCACUUGUGUUUUACGCCACAGAAAAUCCCGAGAAGCCUGGCUCUGGCGAGGUUCUGGCAGAUGCCCGUGCCGGAAGGCAGAUGAUUGCGGCCCUGGCAGAAAAGAGCAUGUCGGCAGAAAGAGUGACGAAUGCUCUCAAGGUCUUGUUUGACCAACUGCCUGAGCAAUUGGACGCUGGACGCGUGCGACCAGCUCCCUCCAAGAAGAGGUCGGCGCCCACUGGGCGACCAUCGUCUGUGUCGUCUCACCACACCCCGAUCCCUGCAAGCAUGUCGUCACUCGGAACGGCCGAUUUCACUCGCACCAGCCAGAUCUCGACCAGCUCGUAUCCAACCACACUCUCCCAGGGCACCAUGGAUCCCAUCGCGGGCGGGAACAUGCCAGGCUUCCAGGACACCGGAUUCUCGGCCAACUUUGGCGACUUUAUGCCGGUUGAUAUGCAGCGAGGCACGCCUGAAUCGACCAGCAGUACGGCGACAAGCACACAGCGAAACCCUUACACGGGACAGCCGCUCAGCAUCCAUAACCCCGUCAACAAGCUCGACUCGCUCAUGUUUCCAUCUGAGGAUCCUUUUGCGUACCCGAACCAGCCUAUGAUGGAACUCGGAUUCCCCAGCAAGACAGAACAGUCUUCCAGCAUGGGUGACCACAACCAGGACAUGCAGCUCUUCCUGACCGGGACGUUUGAUGACGUGGAGAGCCAAAUCUUUGGACAACCACCACCAUACAUGGUGCACCAACAGGCCCAACCCAUGAUGGGUAUGCCGGGUCAAAUAUACAACCCGUCAAGCGUGAUGGCCAUGCAGCAGGGUCAACCAAUGAUGCAACGCCGGCCGAUGUCGCAGACGCACGCAAUUCAUCAGGGGCAUUCGAUCUCAAACCGGAGAGCACACACACAACGCCACCAAGAAAGGCAAAUCCAGCAAAUGUUUACGGAGCAGGGAAUGCAGGCGGACUGGGGAGGUUUCUUUGGUUCUGGAAGAGGAGGAUUUCAAGGAAUGUAA